Drosophila gunungcola (fruit fly) is the source of this 3457-nucleotide messenger RNA. RefSeq names its product ras-related protein Rab-26 (gene Rab26). Gene Ontology annotation, molecular function: GTP binding; GTPase activity. NCBI's taxonomy places the organism in Eukaryota, Metazoa, Arthropoda, Insecta, Diptera, Drosophilidae. The record is from RefSeq and is a predicted model, not a curated record. The transcript is spliced from 5 exons. Gene Ontology annotation, cellular component: endosome; Golgi apparatus. The coding region runs from base 1313 to 2440 and encodes 375 amino acids.
CCGAGGGUUCGCGUGGCGGGGGCGGCAACGACGAUGACAUUAUUUUAUUUAUGCUGUGAUAGUGAAAUAACAACAACAACAACACCCAGCCCCCUCAAAUCAAUCGCAAUAUUUUCGAGGAGAGACGCAAAACCAAUAGAAAGUCACUACAUUUAACGAAAAAAACGAAAAAAAUUUACCAAAAGCUUUAACUAAAAACAAAAAAAAACACCAAGCAAGUCUUUGCAAAUCGUAUAAAUAAAUAAACCCCUAAUUAAUAGUGAAAACAGCACCAAUUAGCGCAUAACCUAUAAGAUACAUAUUAGUCAAUAUGUUUAGCUAGUUACAAUUUACAUAGAUAACAUUUAAUUAGUGGCUUCAAAAAAAAACACCAACAACCCACAAAAAGGGGAAAAACCAAUACCUAGUUCAAUUGUACGGAACGCAAAUAACUAACGAAUAGAGAUUAGGAAAACUGGCCAACUGAUAAGGCUGGCGAAAAUAUUAAGCUUAUAGCGAAUAGGAAAUAAUAAUAGCAACGGCCCACCCACCCGCGUUGAAAGCCCCGAAAAGCGAAUUCAUUCAGAAAACGUGCCACACAACCGGACGGCAGCGACGUCGACCACGGCAGCGACGGACAACGGUAAAUGUCAAAGUCAUAAAGAGAAAGCAGGGAAAUGCCGCUGAGAGAAAGCUCAAAGUAAAUGUCAAAAUUGUAAGGAGAGGAGAAGUUACGCUCGAAAUAAAGUUUUAACGCGAGCUUUUAAGUAAAACAGCGCAAAGUGUCAAAAUCAUAAAGAGAAAAAAAAAGUGCCGCAAAGAGCAAGCCUAAACAGGACAACAAAAAGUGGAGCAGACAGAAUAAGAGGAAAUCCUCCGGUUAAAUAAUUAACUUGAGGUUUUGCUUAAGGAGCUAAAAGUAAAAGUUAUUGAGUAAAUUUAAAGUAACGCUGAGAAUCCCGCUAAAACUUUAAAACAAGCUCUUCAAAAAUUAAAUAUUAAUAAAAAAGAUUCUAUUAAGUCUAAUAAUAAAAACGAUCUAUCGGCUAACUGUCAAAAUUCCAAACAAAAACUGUGGAUAUAAUCAUCAGGAUAAGAGCAAAGCGACAGCUUUUGAGUAGAAAAGCAUACAAUAAUUUGACACAAUUCUUUAAAUUUCAAGCCAAUAAAUGUUAGCUUAUAAGACAUACAGACAGAUAGCCGAGGAAAAAGGAAAGUAAAAACCCAGUAAAACUUUGUAGAACUAGACCAAUGUGGAAGCCUUAAGAGAAAGCUCAGGAUAAAAGCUCAAGCUAAGCUUUUGGCCAAGACACAAGCCAAUAAUUCGAGACCAAUGGCCACCACAGCGGUGGGAGUGGGAGAAGGGGGAGGGCAAGGAGGAGCUCCAGCAGGAGCAGCGCAUCCUGACGACGCCAGUAGUAUGAGCGACGACGUCUUCGAGGAUGCGGAGACCACUCAGGCGAGGAUCGAGGAGCUGCGUCGCCGGCCCUUCGGCGAUGGCUGUUACAAUCCCCCCGCAGCGCCCGCCUCUGUCUCGGCAUCGAUUACAACGACAACGACGCAGCCGCAGCAGCAGCAGCACCACCAACAUCACAAUCCGCACCACCACCAUCACAGCCAGCUCAGCUUGACCGGAAGCCAUCACUACCACGACGAUGCCAUCAUGGCGCCCGUUCAGCGCUCUGCCACCGGAUAUCCGGGCUAUCGACCUUCCCGCGAGGCCAUGCAGAUGUAUGCGUACGGGAACGAGGACUACGAGGAUGACUACAGCGAUGGCUGGCGAUCGUAUCGCUACGAUGAGGUGGACAUGCACACAGCCCAGCCCACCGCCCACCAGCAGCCCUUCGACGACACGGUCAACCACAAAACGAUCCUGCUCGGCGACUCGGGAGUGGGCAAGACAUCCUUUCUGGUCAAAUACAACACCGGCGAGUUCCGACUGGGUUCCUUCUCCGCCACAGUGGGCAUCGCGUUAACGAAUAAAGUGGUGGUCGUCGAUGGCACACGCGUAAAGCUGCAAAUAUGGGACACGGCCGGACAGGAGCGAUUCCGAAGCGUUACACACGCUUAUUACAGAGACGCCCAUGCUCUGCUGCUGCUGUACGACGUGACCAACAAGACCACCUACGACAACAUACGCGCCUGGCUGGGCGAGAUCCGGGAGUACGCGCAGGAGGACGUGGUCAUCGUUUUAAUAGGAAACAAGGCCGACUGCAGCGGCAGCGAGCGGCAAGUGAAACGGGAGGAUGGGGAGCGUCUGGGCAGGGAGCACAACGUGCCCUUCAUGGAGACCUCGGCCAAGACGGGUCUCAAUGUGGAACUGUCCUUCACAGCGGUGGCCAGGCAACUGAAGAGUCGCGGCUACGAACACGGCGAUGAUGGAAAGUUCAAUGUGCAUGAUUUUGUGCGUGAUAAUACAAAGGCGCGCUCCGUUUGCGGCGCCCAGUGCAGGAACAUGUAAUUGGCCAGCUUGCGAACAAUAAAAGCCAUAUCCUCCCGAUCCCGCGCACAAAGACAACAAUAAACCGGCAGUCAGAUCAAAGGGAAGUGGGGCCCUCAGAGGGAUACAGAUGGGAAAUGUACGAUGGAGCACGUAGGGCAGAGUCGAGCUUCUGCAUUUAAUGAGACACACUCGAACAACAGAUUCACACAAAGACAUAAGAUGGCACCAAUUUUGUAAGACCCUAGUGAGGAGAUAGUUCAGUCGGGAUGUUUUGUAUGUAAAUGGGUAUUUCGGGGCGCAACGGGACGCGGUACGCAUAAUUUUUUAAGGACAUGCCAUUGGCAUUGAGGCGUAAAUAGGCCAAUGCAUAAAUAUUGAACAAUAUAUAUAUAUAUACAAAUAUCCAUAUACAACUGCAUAAAUUACUUUAACGAGAGAAAGCGAAAGCAGAAGCAACGCAGCAAAAUCAUGCAACAUUGAGAUUUAUCCAGCACGCCGUUGGACAUUGCGGACGAUCGAGGAAACACAUAUAUAUAUAUAUAUAUACCUAACUAAGCCCAGAGGAAAUCUCGAGAAGUACCAAAUCCAAUUAAUGAGAAACAAUCACUCAAUUUACCUACUAUUAGUUUUAUGGUUUUACUCCUAAUUGUUAAGUGUUAUAUGGCCUAUCGUUAAGUUUUAGUCCCACUUGAGGCCCCUGGAAAUUAUUUACACACCCCACUAAUGAAUACCCUACGCAACUAAGUUAAUUACUACUACCUACGUUUAAUCUAUGAAAGUCCAAACAAACCCAUUCGAACAUAUUUUGAAGAGCCCGCCAAGGCGAAAGUUGCGAAUAAUCAAAGGCAGUUGAACCUAUUACUAUACUGAGCUACUACAGCAAAGGAAUCCGACGCAUGCAUAUAUCACGGCAUGGAUGAAAACUAGCUACUAAACAGCGUUAUAUUCAAGCAGACGUCAAGUCUAUACCAUAAACAGCAAAUACAUAUUUACAUUGAAUGUGGUUUAAAAAAAGAAGAAAAAGCUUUGUGUUUU